CUGCAAAUAGGUACUACCCAACCUUGUAUCUAAGGUGUAUCUCACCUCGUCUCGCUUCACGGACGUCCAAGAGCGUUUCGCUACUUAUGCCAUGACCUGACCUUAACCUUGACCUUGACCGCCACCGUCGAAAUAGGUUGAGCGAACUCUUUUUUUUUUUUCUCCUCUUUCCUCUUCCUUCGCUUCUCUGCGUCUGUUUUUCAGCUCUGGUUACCCCAUGAAGGGUCCUGUCCAACUCCGUCAUCCACCGUAUCCGCCCAUCUCCCACUCUCCAUCGUCUCCUCUGCCUCUCUUCCCACUCGGCAUCCCAUGCAUACAUACUUAGGUGUUCCGCGGGCGUAGAUAGUCCGAGACAAGAUUGCCCACGCAAGCGCCGCCGCUCGAUGCCGCCGCCAUGGAUGCAUUCCUAUCCAAGUUAUCUUACCACGCCACCAGCUAUGCAAUCCGGUCAUGCCUUGCCUUGACUUCCACUUACGUGAUCCAGCAAGGGUCGCGAUUACUCCAGACCGUUGACGAUGACCCCCUGCGCGCCGAGUUGAGUCACCUACAACGUCGCCUAGCUCGCAAGAUAGAGCUCGUCUCCCCCAUACUAGAGUCCAUCGAGUUCCGCUACACGCGAGGAAAUUCGGCUUUGGAGGCCGUGGUGCGAACAACACAGGAAAUCCGCAAUAACGUGGACUCUCUGGGGGACCGCCUUGAGGCCGCCACUGUAGCCGACGGUCCCGGGAAUGAUGGCAGGGUUAGGACCUCUCCUACUUCCGCUGCUGCACGACGGGCCGAGAUUCAGAGCAUAAUCGCGGAUAUCAAACAGCUCAUUGUCGAUAUCGAUGACUCUAUACCGCUUAUCAACCUCUGGGUGUCUGCCAUAGGAGGCAUCCAGGCACAGGCUUCGGCGUUUUCACCCUCGCGAUUGUUACAAGCGAGUAUGCUGGUAAAUGUUGGCGACACCCAAUUCAUCCUUGAUCCGCGCCGACCCAUGCAGAUCGGUCCAGACUUCACUCUGUCUCUCUACAUGCUCUUCGGUGCGCAUGCUUCUAGCGAUCCGGGGGAUCAGUAUGGCGUAGAAGAUGGUCAGCGGAAGCCGGUAUGGCAGGAGGCAAUACAUAGGGCUCGCGUGAGACUCUAUCGAGUGCCGGAGGAGUGUGACGUCCCUAGCACGGUUAGCCGGCUACAAGGCAACCUCUCGCACGUCAGCUAUGCGUACCAGCUUCAGAUAGUCGAGGAUCUAGAUGACGGGCGUGUGCAUACUUCUGAGGAUAAUCAUGCUCGGCCGGGUCCCUACGAUGGCGUUCCCCUCGCUGGGAUACGAGAAUUCGUUCCGGUUCGUCAAAUAUCGAAGAUGUUUUACGCCGAUGUCGGCAGAAUCCUAAACAUAAAUAACGAGGAGGGCGCGUCAAGCAAUCCCGUGCUAUUGCUUAAGAGAGAUGUGAAAGCAUCGCCCCUGCAUAGGGCACAAGCCCACGAUGUAGGUCAAGACGACCGCCCACAUCUCAUCGAAGCCGCGGACGAGAGCAGCGUUCUGUCAGAUAGGACGCUACCAGAAGGAGAUUCGCAGGACGAAAUUGACCACCAACUCAGUGUAGAAAGCGGAGGCGCUAAGACGACGCGUCCUACUCCUACGAGGACAUCACCUGAGACAUUCCGGUCGAUGGCUGCAGCUGAUUCCUGGAAGCUUCCGCCAGAUCUAGACCCUGAAUGGAUAGCACUGGAAGUAUUCGAAAUAGACGACGACGAUGACGACGACGGCAGCGAUGAUGCGACGGACGACGAUGAAAAUCAUAUGCAAGAAGGGGAUGGCGGCGAAGGCCAUUCGAGCCCUCCAUCCCGUCCUCGUCGCCUGGGGGCUCCCUCGCGACCGUCCGCCGAUACCAAUCUAGUCACGCAGCUCCAACGAAUGAGCAUCGCCUCGCGUCCGUCCUCGAGCAGCUCCGAAGUCCCUGACUCGGACCUCAAGUGUUUUAGCACCAACGAGAGCUCGCUUCUUGAGCGUUCCCCCUUUGGAGCUAUCCACACGUCGCUCUCGCUCCUCGAGAUGAUGCUGCGCCUCGCCAGCCUCCAAGAAUUCGAGCAGAUCACACACCUCUCUAUCCCGGAUCACGUGCUCCGAUUCUACCUCGACGAAUCGAACUCGCGAGCGGAUGCGGAUGCGGCGCCCGUGCAUCAUCACCGUGGUGGCGGGAACCGAGGUUGAGCAGCCGAUCUUGGGGAGCCGAGCGCAACAGGUUGCGCUUGGGGUAAUGCUGAAUAGGAAGAAAUAAAGAGAGUAGAAUUAUUCCAGCAUUGUCGGAGUUCCCUCGGUUGAUUUAGAUAAUACCUACACAACGACUAGCACUUAUACAUAGAUACGACCUGACGGGCCAUGCAGCGGGGCCGACAAUAUGAUGGUACGGUCCAGGACGGAUUGGAUUUGGAAGAACUCUUCUGGAGACCGGCAUGGUAGACAAGGUAUCACAUGGCAUAUGGCGUUCACGGGCGACUUCGGAAAAGGACAGACGGUCAUGGCAAUGGGGAUUACGAGUUAAUACGGCAAUACUAAUACCAAUUCCGGCCUGAAGAGAAGCAGUCGAGCAUCACAUCUUCUUGCGGGAGAGAAGGUCCUAGUAGUACUCAUGUUGUCGUAUUCGCGUUUCCUAUCCUGCCUAGCCUGGUACAUAGGCAUAAGUACGUGACUGACUG
This is a messenger RNA of Durotheca rogersii, 2676 nucleotides long. Its product is annotated as Ran-binding-domain-containing protein. The transcript is spliced from 3 exons. Gene Ontology annotation, cellular component: cytoplasm; nucleus. The record is from RefSeq and is a predicted model, not a curated record. Gene Ontology annotation, molecular function: GTPase regulator activity. Lineage: Eukaryota; Fungi; Ascomycota; Sordariomycetes; Xylariales; Xylariaceae. Bases 395 to 2191 code for a protein of 598 amino acids.